CGCAACAGCCCGCUGCGACGCGUUCAGCGAGCGGCUGUGUUCGGGUGUUCCUCCCGAAGCCGGCUUUGGCAUAUGUGAAUUCGUGUGGCGCGGCCCAUCCGGCGGAGGCUGUGCUGCCGAAAAGAGCCCGCUGGAGCCCGCGCCAGCCCGGUCAGCCGCCGCCAGCCCGCGCGCUUGUAUAGACCAUUCCGCUCAGCCGAAAGAGAAGAAGAGAAGGAAGAAGCAAAGGUAUCGUUUAGGGCUGAUAGGGCAGAUUUGUGAGUGAUUCGUUGUCUUAAAAAUAUCACAUUUGCUCUAUAAAAUCAUUUUGAACAUGUAAGAGUUGCAAAAUGCUGUGUUAGAAGGUCCAUUGAGGCCCAAAAAAUAUAUUUGCUUCUUCCUUCUCUUCUUCUUUUUCGGCUUAGCGGAAUGGUCUAUUGCGGGCUGACGGGGGACUGCCCGCGCCCGCCGGCGCCGGCCCACCCCGCCUCGGCCAAGGGCCCGGGCUGAUGCCGCUGGUUGUGCCGAAAGAGUUCGAGCGGGCUGAGCGCAGCCGUGCGGGCUCUUUGCGGGCUCUUUCGUUCGGCAACAGGCUGGGCUGGGCUGGGCUCCUGCAAUUCGUGGUUGCGGGCUGUCGCGGGAUCCCUUGCCUACCGCGCCAACAGCGAAGAGCCCGCAUGAGCCAGCCCUUCUGGAGGCACUGGAAGAGUGCUUCUGUCGACACCAGCCAGCAAGAAGACUGUGACGUUAAUAAAGCAUACAAGACAGGCUGCCUGGAGUUAGUUGUGACAGCUGCAAGAGAUCAUGCUGGAACCAUUGGGACAGCAGGCAUAAUUGUAGCUUGUAUCAUGUUGCUGGGGAUGAUAUUUUCAUGCAUUCUCUUCAAAAUGAUAUGAUCAAGUUUCAGUACAAGAUUUCAUCAUUCAUCAAAUUUGCAGCUCAUACAUUUUUAAAAACGCCCAGUUUGUGCUUUUUUCAUUACUUCAACAGGGACUCAGCUUCCCUCUAGGGAAAAUGUCCCUUAAAACAGACUGAAAAACAAAUCAAGAUACACCGAAAGCCUUUAAGGAUAUUUCAUGAAGUGACGUAUGUAUGUAUAUGUUUGAUAUGAAUAAGUGUGUGAUUCUGAUCUGUACAA
Molecule: messenger RNA, 1117 nt
Organism: Frankliniella occidentalis (western flower thrips)
Lineage: Eukaryota; Metazoa; Arthropoda; Insecta; Thysanoptera; Thripidae
Product: CD151 antigen-like
Exons: 3
Coding region: 489-875 (128 amino acids)
Source: RefSeq, a predicted model, not a curated record